CAGUCAGUUGACUAACAGCAAGCUACACUAGCCAGUAGUUAAAGGAGGAGAGUAAAUCGGGGAUUUGUCUGAGAGGGAGAGGGGAGCAAAGAUUCAUAUCUGAAUCAUGGCUACUGAAACAUCAUCUUGCACAGGCUCCACUCUUCUGAGGCCGAUCAGUGAAUUCAUUAAUCUCCCUCUUGAUCAGGUAAACUUUGUAGUCUGCCAGCUCUUUGCCCUGCUGAUGGCCUUUUGGUUCCGGCUCUACCUGCACCCCAGUAAGACCAGCCCGUUUGUCCGCCAUGUGGUGGCCACCCUCCUGGGCUUCUACCUUGCCCUCUUCUGCUUUGGCUGGUAUGCCUUACACUUCCUGGUCCAGAGUGGCGUCACAUAUGGAAUCAUGAUCUUCGCUGGUCUGGAGCACAUGCACAAGUACUGUUUUGUGGUUGCCCUGGGAUACCUCACCUUCUGCCAAAUCACCCGUGUCUACGUCUUCGACUAUGGCAUGUACUCCGCAGAUUUUACUGGGCCCAUGAUGGUCAUCACACAGAAGAUAACCAGCCUAGCGUUUGAGAUCCAUGACGGCUUGGCGUGUAAGGAGGAGCAACUGACUCCCAGUCAGAAGAUUCUUGCUGUAAGGAAAAUGCCAAGCUUACUGGAGUACUUGAGUUACAACUGUAACUUCAUGAGCAUCCUGGCAGGCCCCACCUGCUCCUACAAUGACUAUGUGGCGUUCGUGGAGGGCACGGCCUACCAGCCCAAACACCUGGAGUCCAAUGGCAAGGAGAAUGGGAAGUACAAGCAGACUGAGCCAUCGCCCAAGAACGAUGUCAUCAGAAAGCUAGGCACGUGUGGCGUCUCGCUAGGGGUCUACCUGGCAGUGCUCAGGGUGUGCCCGGUGGAGCAUGUCAUCGAUGACUCGUUCAUUGCCACCUCGCCCUUCUACGUCCAGGUCAUCUACCUCUACCUGUCCAUGCUGGCCACACGGCCAAAGUACUACUUUGUCUGGACACUGGCUGACGCCAUCAACAAUGCUGCCGGAUUUGGCUUCAAUGGCUACAACAAAGACGGCACGCCAAGAUGGGACUUAAUAUCAAACCUGAGAAUAAUGGACAUAGAGUUCGCCACCAGUUUUAAGAUGUUCUUGGACAACUGGAACAUUCAGACAGCCCUCUGGCUUAAGAGGGUGUGCUACGAACGCUGUCCCAUGAACCCCACGGCGGCCACGUUCCUGCUGUCCGCUGUGUGGCACGGCGUCUACCCCGGCUACUACCUCACCUUCCUCACUGGCAUCGCCAUGACCAUGGCAGCACGGGCAGUGAGGCACAACGUGAGGCCGCUCUUCCAGAGCACGGCCACUAACAGGCUCGUCUACGACAUCAUCACGUGGGCGGGCACGCAGAUCGCCAUCUGCUACACCGUGGUGCCCUUCGUGCUGCUAGCGGUGGGGCCCUCGCUCAAGUUCUACAGGUCGUGGUACUGCUGCAUGCACCUGACGUGUCUGCUGGUGGUGCUGGCUCUGCCGGUGAAGCCCAGGCACCAGCGGCAGAAAGAGCAGCAGAACAGCCUGCACCAGGACGGCGCCAUGAGCAACAGCUGCAACAGCUGCAACAGCCUCCCAAACACGGACAGCAACUGCAACCAGAAGCAGAAAACCACAUGAGUGGGGAGAGGCUAUCUCCAUUCCCCUGCUCCUUCUCAAACACACACACACACACACACUGAUACACAUGCACGCACUCGCAUGCACACACACACAUACAUAUGCACUCACACACAUAUGCACAUGCAGGCACACUCAAGCAUACAGCAACACAGGUUUGGGGAGAACCUCUUAUGAACACUACCGAGAGUGUUGAGAGUGCUCGCCCUCAACCUGAAUGGACCAGACGAGCAAAACCAACCUACCGACCGACCAAGCAAGCAAGACUCCACCAGAUGAAUACACAUGUCAGAAACCAGUCAGCAGAACAGCUGACCCUCAAGUAGCAGCGAGCGGCCACUGCGAUCAUGCUUUAGGCUCCUAAACGACUAAUCUGUGCAACCGACCAGAGCGAGAAGCUUGCGGUGGCGGCAAUGUCAAACGAGAGCACGCCAAUCUGGU
Messenger RNA from Alosa sapidissima (American shad), 2083 nucleotides. RefSeq names its product membrane bound O-acyltransferase domain containing 2a (gene mboat2a). Gene Ontology annotation, biological process: lipid modification. Lineage: Eukaryota; Metazoa; Chordata; Actinopteri; Clupeiformes; Clupeidae. The record is from RefSeq and is a predicted model, not a curated record. Gene Ontology annotation, molecular function: acyltransferase activity. Gene Ontology annotation, cellular component: membrane. The transcript is spliced from 13 exons. The coding region runs from base 107 to 1642 and encodes 511 amino acids.